Messenger RNA from Dermacentor silvarum, 3322 nucleotides. RefSeq lists its product as uncharacterized. The record is from RefSeq and is a predicted model, not a curated record. The coding region runs from base 207 to 3203 and encodes 998 amino acids. The transcript has 24 exons. Lineage: Eukaryota; Metazoa; Arthropoda; Arachnida; Ixodida; Ixodidae.
CAGUCCAUACGCAUGCUGUAGGGGCUUUUCGGGGGGCGUCGCGCGUGCUGUACAUCAACUGCCUAGCCAGCAUUUGCGGCGUGGACUUCCCGUGCAGGGAAUUUGCUCACAGUGCAUCCGUAGAUCGCGAGACCAUAGCCCAAUUACCCUCCUAAAGCCGGGAGGCUGAAACCUUAAGGAGCGCAAGGAGCUGAAAAAAGAGGGUCAUGAGGAGCCUGGUGUGCAUCGCGCAGGCGUUGCUGUUCGGCCUCGUCUGGAUUCACGGCUCACACGCUGCCUGCAAACUGUCAGUGCCAAAAGGAUUUCUGCAGACGCCUUAUCCGGACAUCAGAAAAAUGUUCCAGUAUGGCUAUAAAAUGACCGCAGAAUCUAACAACGUAACCGAGAAAAACACAUAUCAUGCCACAGAGUACUACGACGUAAAGCGGAAGCGAGGCUAUCUCAACGUUUACAGCGGAGGCCAACCAUUCGAAGUCUACUACAGUCAUCGGACUAACGAGGCCUUUUUCUACACGGACUCGCACUGCGAAACGUAUUCGCUCGACAACCUUCCCAACGACUUCCAAAAGGUUCUGCUCAAAUGGUCCGACUACAGUGGCACCUAUACCAUCGUCGGCGUCUCGACGCUCUUUAUGGCCCCGCUUGUCAAGAAAGACGUCAAAGUGGCAUUCCAAGGAACAAAUUUUACCGUACGAGGUGUUCCGGCCUUGAAAUACUCAGUUUGCCUGAGUGACGAUGACGACCCCAUCGACGUGUACUUCUCCGAUCCCAAACACAGCACUUACGGCUCCACAUUCCCGCUACCUCUGAGAAUCGUCCAAGGCAAAGAGGUUUCCGACAUCAUGAUGAUGCAGGACUACAUCACCGACACCGAAGAUAAGUUCAAGAUUCCAGUUGGGCGUGGAUGUGCUCGCAUUAGGACUAAUCUGCCCAAGCCUCCCAGUUUCGCCAACGUCUCGAUCGAGUUCCACUCGGAGCUGAUGUUCAGGAACUUUCAGAGCUCGUCCGAGUUCUACUACUCUUCGCACUUGGACAUCAUUCGUGACAUUUCCAGUGACCACAUGAGUGCCGUCGUUGAGCCCUGGGCUACGAGCGAACACAACGCGCAGCAGACGGAACCGGCUGGUACAUACCAAGAGAUAUUCGACUACUACAAUGGUAUUCUGUACAAGAUCGACAAGUCCGGAGAACAGGAAAUGUGCACAGUGUCCGCCGAGGACCGAUACACGCUGAACGUGACGCUGCCAGGGCUAGACAAAGUCGACAUGCUGAACAUCAUCUUCGUCGACGUGGAGUCUCUCAUGAACGCCAGCUACCUAGGAAUUCAUACCGUGCGGGAUAUGCCGACUCACGCCUUCGAGCUUCUCAUGGAUGGAUUGGAUGGAAGGUCGUCGAAGAUAACACAAGCGACCAUCACCUACUACUAUCUCCAGGAUAACAUGAUCUGGGACCGAGACCUGAGCCACAGAAACAUUCCGGUGAAAAUAACCGCUCGCACGUUCACCACGUCACAACUCCAGUUGAAGCCGUUCUACGAGAUCACGCUCAACAUCCACGACCUGACGACGGUGAUGGAGCGAAUGAACGAGAAGAUGAACGUCCUGUCGUGCUACAACGAAGACGAUCAGUCCUACACGUGGUUCCAAGUUGGCUUCCCAGCGAAGCCGUAUGAAGUGGAAACAGCCGUGCAGGCAACGUCUGCAGUGAAAGAGAAGUUUUUGCAAAAGCUAUACGAAGUGGCCGAGCUAACACCUCUCAGAGUCCCACGAGUUCUGGUCGACUUCACGAGCAACAUGGUGUUUGUGACAGCAUUGAUUCUAGAACGCCCAGCUGUCAUCGAGGACUACGUCAAGAAAGACAACUUCGGCUUCAAGACUUCCGACUACACGGAGGCCGUCCUACCGCUCCAAGACUGUCUCAAGAUCUGCUCCAGCAGCGGUCGCGACUGCACUGCUGCGGCCUACUGCGGUGCGUCAUGCUACACGACUUCCAUGUACAGCGAGGAUGACACGCAUAACCUUGAAAAAUCCGUCGACUGCAACGUUUAUGCAAAGACCAAGCUGGGUAUGGUCCGCAAGCUGCCCGUAACUCUGGACGCCAUCCAGAAAGUGGUGCAGGCGGUCGCCGACAACAAGUUUGUCAUUCUCGUUCGACGUCGUGGUACUGUAUACGGGGUUUUGGCCCUGACUGCCGAGACUACCGACGAUUCCAUCGGAUCGCUUCCCCAAACAUUCGGCGCCAGUGACAAAGAAACUCGCGAGAGGCACAAGAGAUUCGGCCCCAACGUGGUCGGUUUCACCACCACCGCCGUGGGCGUGCGCAUCAGCCCCGGUGCCGCCUCGUCGGCGCCUGCGGGCAGGUUCCAGCUGCAGGACUGCGCCGACAUCUGCCGCGACCGGGACGACUGCCAGGCGUUCUCCUCCUGCCUGGUGACCAAUGAGUGCGUACUCAGCACCAACCGGACGUACCACAGCGCCGCCACGGAGAAACAAACCAUGUGCGCCGUCUUCUCCAAGACGUACACGAACAGCUUCAACAUGUUCGAAGGCAUGUCCCUGGAUAUGAAGGCCAGGAAGUUUGCCGACGUUCCAGCCAACGAGGACUGCGCGCGGCUCUGCCUGUCCGAGACCGAGUUCGAGUGCAAGUCGUUCGACUACUGCACCAUGACCCGGGACCCGGCCACCGUGUGCCGGCUGCAUGACACCCACCUGCGCGAGUACGGCGACCCCGCCAAGCUGGACGCCAAGAACGCUGAGAAGUGCUUCCAUUACUCGAAGAAAUACCUGUACGACUUCAAGAAGAUGAAGAACCAGCGUGUCAUCGACCGCCAGCAGUUCACCACGAUCAGUCAGGUGUCGGCCGAAGAGUGUGCCCGACAGUGCUGGGAGGCCACGUUCGAUUGCAAGGACUUCGACUUCUGCUUCGCCUCCGGCAAACAGAACAUGGGCGUCGGCACCUGCACCAUGUACGUGCACAGUGACGAACCCGUCAAGACGACCAUGUCGCCCGUGUGCUCGACGUACGCCUACACAGGAAACCCUGACCUUAUCAGACCAAUGGAUUACGCGCUCAGUGCAUCUCUUCACAGCAAUGCUACGGCGGGUGGACUCUCGUUCUUCAUGAUUCUGCUGGGAAUCGGCAUCGGCGCCGCUGCACUCUUCGGCUACGCAUUCUACAGGUCGCACCGUGCGAACCGGGUCUAGCCGAGCGGACUCGAAUCCCUGGACGCGAGGAACACUCAACCCAUCAUCGCAUCUCUAUUCACACGCCCAUUAUUUAUGCUCUCAUGAGUCGGCGCGCAAAAAAAAAAAUAGAAAGAAAA